Messenger RNA from Ruditapes philippinarum (Manila clam), 1954 nucleotides. RefSeq names its product tRNA (guanine-N(7)-)-methyltransferase non-catalytic subunit wdr4-like. The coding region runs from base 47 to 1345 and encodes 432 amino acids. Gene Ontology annotation, cellular component: cytosol; nucleus; tRNA methyltransferase complex. NCBI's taxonomy places the organism in Eukaryota, Metazoa, Mollusca, Bivalvia, Venerida, Veneridae. The record is from RefSeq and is a predicted model, not a curated record. Gene Ontology annotation, biological process: RNA (guanine-N7)-methylation. The transcript is spliced from 10 exons. Gene Ontology annotation, molecular function: tRNA (guanine(46)-N7)-methyltransferase activity; protein binding.
UUAUUUUUGAACGCAUUUUUUCAAUGACUGCAUUGGCAUUUUCAAGAUGGCGACACUCAGACGAAAUCGUGAAACUUUUGUGUUUAUGAGUGGUGACAGCUUUAUUUCAUCAAACAAGUGUGAAACUGAGAAAAUCAAGAUACCUGAUAUCGUGAAGGAACCCAAAGAUGAAGAAAAGCCACAAAGUACAGCAGAUGACAAAAGUGUGAACAAGAAUUUUAUCCUAGCCUCAGCGUUUUCAGCAUCGGGGAAAUAUUUUGCCGUCGGUGACAACUGCAAGCAGCUUCAUGUAUAUAAAGUGUCGCCAAAAUGGGAACUCGUUAGCACACGGCUGGUUCCUUCACGAUGCACAGCAAUCACGUUUCCACAAAACGAGAAAGAAGUAGUGGUGGCUGACCGGACAGGGGACGUGUACAAGUUCUCUCUCAUUGAUACAAGUGCCAGCGGAGAACUAAUUCUUGGACAUUUAUCACUGAUACUUGAUAUUGCUAUGUCAAGUGACGACAAGUACAUUAUAACAUGUGACAGAGACGAGAAAAUUCGCAUCAGUCAUUACCCCAACGCAUACAACAUACAUGCCUACUGUCUACUACACUCUGAGUGCGUGAGCCAAGUUUUGUACUUGAAAGAAUUCAGCUGCCUGGUUUCUGGCUCUGGGGAUGGUACCCUUGCCAGUUGGACCCUGGAUGGAAAAAAUAUUUGCCAAACAAACACAGUCAGUCAUACCUGUAAAAAAGGUCAAGGUGACACCAAUUCUAAAAAUAGCAGUGUAGUCCCCAUGGUAACAAAUGAUGUUUGUCAAGGUCAGGGACAAGAUGAAGGUCAGGGACAAGGUGAAGGUCAGACAGAAGUUGAUGGUCAGAAUGAACUUCCAGGUGUUAAGAAAAUGAUAUAUAGUCAAGAAUUAAAUGUUAUAGCAGUUAUAUAUUAUGGACUAAAACAGCUGAAUUUCUUUUCCGUGGAAGAACAUAAAAAUGGCUGCACACUUACGGAAAACUCCCAUAACACACUGACAGAGGAACCCUGGGAUAUAUGUUUUGGUGAUCAUCACAGUGUGUGGAUAUUACAGCACUGUGAAGAGAAACCUGUUCUAGUGUAUGAGUGUACAAAAGAUAGUCGUGGAAAUAUUCAGGUGAAUGAACGCAUAGCAGAUCAGACGCAAAAACUUCUAUGUGACAAAUGGAGCUUCUUUAAAGCAUCUAUCGACUGUCCAAAACUGUCCAUGCGUCUCCAGAAAAUUCAGCCACAUAACAAUGUACAGAAGUAUUUAGAAAAGAAAGAAGAACGAAUAAAUGCACAGAAAAACAAACAGCAGCCACCACAAAAGAAACUUAAAACCAGUUGAUGAUGUUAAGGGAUAUAUGUGCUUAGUUUGAACAGAAAAAAAUGACACUACAUGUAUAUUGCAUUGGUAGUUGGAAAUGAACAUUAAAAUACUAAAACUUUAAGUGUUAAGUUUGAUCAGAAAAUAGGCAUUUAAGACAUAAAGUUUGUGACAAAAGAAGAAUGGACAGAAACUUUAUUUGUGUUGAAGCAUGACCUUGACCCAAAUAUGACCUUGAUUUUUACAGGUCAAAUUUUUGAAAUGUCAUUUUAACUUUGUUAUUUGGUAAUAGAUAUGGGCAAGGUGCAAGCAUAUUAUGAACUUUUAGCUGAAAUGAUGAUGGAAAUGAAAAGUUUAAAUGGCAAAGAAGAAUAUGCUUGAAAUAAAGUUUGCCAAUCAAUUUUUCAAACUGUGACUUGCAUUAACAUGUUAAGGCUUACAUUUUAAAAGUUAACCCUUUUCCUGUUAAAACUUAAAUUAUGAAAUUACAAUGUACUUGAAAGGUAAAUUUUUACAGGAUCCACUAUAAUAAGUACUCAUUAUAAAAUAUUUAAAACCUGUAGUUAUUUGGAAUAAAUAAUACAAAGUUAAGACAUAAGGAUUUUUUGUUCCAAUAUAAAUCCAAAAAUA